CUACCCCCUUUUGUUAUCCUCCUAGCCGUACCUAUAAACAUAUCGCCCAAGUCACUCGUUUUAAACUUGCGCGAAACGGCCGGGUAUUAAUGAUCACGAUCGCUCCUGUCCUUCGCUAGAGACAGUCAUAAUACCUUAAUCUAAUACGCCUUUUUCACCAAGAUGCGCAGCUCACUCGUGAGCCUUGGCGCUCUCGCGCUCGCUAGCACGUCUGAUGCCUUGUCUAGGCGUUGGGAAUAUCCCAACUGCGAAGCCGAUAACUGCUACCGCAACUUUAUCGAUGUGCGGUUUGAACGCUUGGCACCUCAGUUUUGUUUGAGCUUUUUGGCCAGCACCACGACUGAGGCUGCCGCCAUCCCGACCGAGUUCCAAAACUGUGAUGGAGACAUCAAAGCUGUUUCGUCUGCUUGCUCGUGUAUCACGUACACUUACACGCACACGGCGACCAGCACUUCAAGCUUGGCAACGCCGACGUCAACGUCUUCAGAUGUCUUUACGUACCCCGUGAGCAGCACGUCGUCCACGCCGACCUACCCCGGCUAUCCAACCUACCCGGGCAGCUCCACCUCAAGCUACGAGAUUAGCAGCACGUCGACUUCGUCUUCAUCCAAAGGGAGCUCUACUCCCAAGUACCCGACCUACCCGACCCACCCAACCUACCCUAAUAGCUCCAUCUCAAGCUACGAGGUUAGCAGCACGUCGACUUCGUCUUCAUCCAAAGAGAGCUCUACUCCCGGGUACCCGACCUACCCGACCUACCCGACCUACCCAACCUACCCUAAUAGCUCCACCUCGAGCAGCAAAGCCAGCAGCACUUCGACUUCUUCGUCGUAUGAAGAGAGCUCCACUCCAGGUUAUCCGACUUAUCCUGUUAGUUCCACGUCAAGCUCCGCGGCUAGCACUCAACCUCGAGCGAGAAAGCUAGCAGCACUUCGACUUCUUCAUACGAAGAAAGCUCUACCACACCGGGCUACCCGACCUAUCCGACCUAUCCUAUCAGCUCAACCUCGAGCGAAAAAGCCAGCAGCACUUUGACUUCUUCGUAUGAGGAAAGCUCUACUACGCCAGGUUACCCGACGUAUCCAGUGAGUUCUACUUCUAGCUCGAAGGCCACCAAGUCUUCCACCUCAUCCUCGUCCGAGGUGAGCUCUACGCCGAGCUACCCGACCUACCCAACCUACCCCGUUAGCUCCACUUCAAGCUACGAGGCUAGCAGCAGCACUUCAUCGUCGUAUGAAUCUAGCUCCACCUUAGGAUAUCCAACGUAUCCGAUCAGCUCUACCUCGGGCUCCAAGGCUACCAGCAGUGAGACUUCCUCUACACCAGGAUAUCCAACUUAUCCGGUUAGCUCUACUUCAAGUUCCAAGGCCAGCAGUAGCAGCGCGACUUCAUCCU
This is a messenger RNA of Durotheca rogersii, 1395 nucleotides long. RefSeq lists its product as uncharacterized. Lineage: Eukaryota; Fungi; Ascomycota; Sordariomycetes; Xylariales; Xylariaceae. The transcript has 3 exons. The coding region runs from base 163 to 1035 and encodes 290 amino acids. The record is from RefSeq and is a predicted model, not a curated record.